Molecule: messenger RNA, 1645 nt
Organism: Glycine soja
Lineage: Eukaryota; Viridiplantae; Streptophyta; Magnoliopsida; Fabales; Fabaceae
Product: gibberellin 20 oxidase 2-like
Exons: 3
Coding region: 156-1304 (382 amino acids)
Biological process (GO): flower development; response to light stimulus; unidimensional cell growth
Molecular function (GO): gibberellin 20-oxidase activity
Source: RefSeq, a predicted model, not a curated record
UUUCAUCUCUUCUACCAACCUAUUCUUAUUAUUAUUUCACUCUCCCUCUCUUCCUCGUUACAACAACAACAACAACAACUUCAUUCUCUGCCUCUUCUCUCCACUCUCUUAACCAACAAACAACCUUGUAUUAUUAUUAAUAUAUAAUUAAUGCAAUGGCAAUAGACUGCAUAACAAGCAUACCCAUGAUGCCUCAACCACCAACCCAAGAAACAACCAAAGAACAAGAACAGCAGCAGCCACUGGUGUUUGAUGCCUCAGUCCUCAGACACCAACUUCACAUACCCUCACAAUUCAUCUGGCCCGAUGAAGAAAAAGCAUGCUUGGACGAACCCGAGUUGUUUGUCCCAUUCAUUGACUUGGGAGGGUUCCUCUCUGGUGACCCAGUUGCUGCAACGGAAGCCUCGAGGCUUGCUGGUGAAGCAUGCCAAAAGCAUGGUUUUUUUCUGGUUGUGAAUCAUGGGAUUGAUCAACGGUUGAUAUGUGAUGCUCAUCUUUACAUGGAGCACUUCUUUGGGCUUCCCCUGUCUCAGAAACAGAGGGCUCAGAGGAAGCCAGGGGAGCACUGUGGCUAUGCUAGUAGCUUCACUGGAAGGUUCUCCUCUAAGCUCCCUUGGAAAGAGACACUUUCCUUUCAGUACUCAGCUGACAAAAACUCAUCACCAGCCCUUGUCAAAGAUUACUUGUGCAGUAAAAUGGGCAAAGAGUUUGAGCAAUUUGGGAAGGUUUACCAGGACUACUGUGAUGCCAUGAGCAAUCUUUCUUUAGGUAUAAUGGAGCUUCUAGGAAUGAGCCUUGGAGUUGGUAGAGCCUGCUUUAGGGAGUUCUUUGAAGAGAAUAGUUCAAUAAUGAGGCUGAAUUACUACCCUCCGUGUCAAAAGCCUGACCUCACUUUAGGCACUGGACCUCAUUGUGAUCCAACAUCUUUGACCAUUCUUCACCAGGACCAAGUGGGAGGCUUGCAAGUUUGUGUUGACAAUGAGUGGCAUUCCAUUAAGCCGGAUCUCAAUGCUUUUGUUGUCAAUGUUGGUGAUACCUUCAUGGCUCUUUCGAAUGGGAGAUACAAGAGUUGCUUGCAUAGGGCAGUGGUGAAUAGCCAGACAACAAGAAAAUCUCUUGCUUUCUUUUUGUGUCCAAGAAGUGACAAGGUGGUAAGUCCACCAUGUGAAUUAGUGGACAAUUUGAGCCCAAGGCUAUACCCAGAUUUUACAUGGCCCAUGCUGCUGGAGUUCACUCAAAAGCAUUACAGAGCUGACAUGAAAACCCUUGAGGCAUUUGCCAACUGGCUCCGGAAAAGUAACUGAAAUUUCAAGAAGCACAUCAAGGGCCCUUGAUCUACCCAAAACAAAACAGAAAAAAAAAAAAAGUGACACGUGGAAUAUUAUUUGGCAAAGGCAGAUAAAGGAAAAAAGAGAAGAGGUGUGACACUGAAUAGGAGUUUCUUCAUGUUUUGAGUAGGGCAAUGGUACACUAGCAUUGAGUGAUGAUGAACCAAACAGGGAACAUAAAAUAGUUCAAAAGGAAUCAAUAAACAAAAUUCUUCGGGUCAUUCUGCAAUCUUCAUUAAUUUGAUGAUAUAGAAGAAGAGUUGUUCAUGUAAUGUGCAUAUUGAUAUGAUAAUUGAAGCAACUUUUCUUCGGGGAAA